Neurospora crassa OR74A is the source of this 1038-nucleotide messenger RNA. RefSeq lists its product as hypothetical. The record is from RefSeq and is a predicted model, not a curated record. Lineage: Eukaryota; Fungi; Ascomycota; Sordariomycetes; Sordariales; Sordariaceae. The transcript has 2 exons. The coding region runs from base 1 to 1038 and encodes 345 amino acids.
AUGAUCAUGAAGAUUUGCCUCUACUGGUGUGUGCUGCUUCUUGUCAGCUCUACGUCCGCCUUCGUGGAUCGGGAUUUGAAGUUGGGCAAUCAGGACCCAUCGUCGCCAGCUAAUCUCGCUCCUCCGGUCCUCACAUCGACCAUAACCGUGACUCCGACCGUCAUUGCCACAUCCUUGGUGCAAAACAUCUUGCCAACCACCAUCACCGUCACAUCGGGUGUCAGCAACAUCAUCCCCAACAUCCCGCUCCCUUCUUCCUCCUCAGCCGGCACUCAGCAACAACCAUCACCAGUCCCACCGAGCAGUCCCUCCCACGGGCCUCCCUCUCCCCAGUCUCCCGUUCAAAACGCCCUGCCCAUCCCUUACAACUGUGCCAGCCCCGUGCCCGGCCUCUCCCCCCAGGACUGCACCUACCUUUCCACCAUCGGCAUCAUCUCGCAGGGACAAAACGCCCUUUCGGCCGCCUCAGGGACCGCGGGCAUCUACCUCGGCAUCAACGGCCCCAACACCUUCUCCUUCAUCAACGGGGCCUCGGUGCCUUUGAUCCUGGUGGUCUGGUACAACCCCGUAGAAGACGCACAGUCCUCGUUCAUGGACGCGCGCACCCCCAAGAUCACGUACUCGCUCCCUGCGCAGGGCAACGCGGUGGUGGUGUCGAUGGAUAACGAGGUUCCCGGCGGCUGGUCGACGCUGUACAACUAUACGACGACACUGACGGAGUACGGGCAGGUGAACAAUACGUUUGGCGAAUUCAACACGGGCUUGUUUGCCACGACGGAUGUAAGUCGACUGGUGAACAUGCAAGGACAUCCGAUGACGGUGGUGGUCCGGGGGAGCGGGUGUCGGUCGGACAUGCAGACUUGUGUGUACACGUGCAGUGAGCCGGGGGCCGUUACAUGCGGGAGGCAAAGGAGUUAUAUAUUGGAGAACUGCCAGGGCCAGCCGGGGGCGGUGGUGAGUAAUGAUGCAAAUGGGAAUCCGACGGGUGGAUGUCAGGGCUGGAGUAAUGGAGGGCAUGUUGAUGUCAUUUUCACUUGA